AUGGGUGCUUUGAAAGAACUUGUUGAAGCAGGUAAAAUCAAAUAUAUUGGUUUAUCCGAAUGUUCAAGUGACACUCUUCGAAGAGCACAUGCUGUUCAUCCAGUUACAGCCCUAGAGAUUGAAUAUUCACCAUUCAGCUUGGAUAUUGAACGUGAAGAUAUUGGUCUUUUAAAAACAUGUCGAGAACUCGGCAUAGCAAUAGUUUGUUAUGCACCAUUAGGCCGUGGCUUAUUAGGCGGACAAAUUAAAAGUCCAGAUGAUCUUGCAGAAAAUGAUUAUCGACGAAAAUUCCCACGUUUUUCCAAAGAAAAUUUUCCUAAAAAUCUUGAAUUAGUCGAAACAUUAACAUUGAUAGCUAAGAAAAAAAAUUGUACUCCUGGUCAACUCACAUUAGCUUGGAUUCUUAGUCAAGGAGAAGAUUUUUUUGUAAUUCCUGGAACAACAAAGAUCAAGAAUUUAGAAGAAAAUGUUGCUGUAGCACAAAUCAAAUUAACUAAAGAAGAGGAAAAAGAAAUUCGAACAGCUUGUGAAAAAGCCAAAGUAGCUGGUGGACGUUAUUCAGAAGAAGUUGAUUCACUAUUAUUUGCUGAUUCGGCACCAAAAAGGAAUUAA
Messenger RNA from Rotaria sp. Silwood1, 612 nucleotides. Lineage: Eukaryota; Metazoa; Rotifera; Eurotatoria; Philodinida; Philodinidae. The record is from the annotation of a GenBank genome assembly.